Rhagoletis pomonella (apple maggot) is the source of this 3850-nucleotide messenger RNA. Its product is annotated as CLK4-associating serine/arginine rich protein. Gene Ontology annotation, biological process: regulation of DNA-templated transcription. Lineage: Eukaryota; Metazoa; Arthropoda; Insecta; Diptera; Tephritidae. The record is from RefSeq and is a predicted model, not a curated record. Gene Ontology annotation, molecular function: DNA-binding transcription factor activity.
CUCUAGUUUGCUGUCUGAGGUAAAAUUUUAUGAUCAGUGAUAAAAGGAGGUUUAUUCUAGUUUUAUUACUGCAAGAAGGAAGUAAUUGUAAAAAUAUAGCCGCUUUCCAUUCGCGAAUGUGUACCCUAAAGAUAUUGGCCACUAUAGAGUUCCUUGCACAUACUAAUAGUGAGGAAAAUGUGGCAUGAGGCCCGAAAGCAGGAGCGCCGAAUACGCGGUAUGAUUGUAGAUUAUCGUAAGCGUGCAGAGCGCAGACAGGAUUUUUACGAGAAAAUUCAAGCGGACCCGACGCAGUUCAUUCAAGUACAUGGCAGACGUUGUAAGAUACAUCUUGACCCAGCCACAGCUGCCGCCGGCGACGGAGCCGCCAUCAUUGUUCCUUGGCAAGGGCAACAGGAUAAUCUCAUCGAUCGUUUUGACGUGCGUGCACAUCUGGACUAUAUUCCACCAAUACCAAAAGCAAGCGAGACUGAGAGUUCAGAACCUUCUCAAGAUGAACGUCAGUGCAAUUAUGAACGAUACCGAAUUUUAGCUCAAAACGAUUUUCUGAACGUAACAGAAGACAAAUUUCUCCACCAACUUUACUUGGAAGAGCAGUAUGGAGCGAGUGCUCAGCUUGAGGCUAGUGAACGUAAUUCGAGCAAAAAGAAACAAUCUAAGAGCGGUGCGACUAUCGGUUACAUUUAUGAAGAAGGUCAACCCUCAACAGCAGCUGGCAGUCACGUUUUUCAGUCUUCGACUUUAGAGAAAUCAUCAGGGAAGUCGGAAAAAGGUUCCGAUUCGGAGUCGGAUUCUGAUAUGGAUGUGGAUGUUUCGAUUGAUAUCUCUAAAUUGGACACUUCACAAGCGCAUGAGCUGAACGGUUGUGGACGUAAUUAUGGGAUGGUGAGCAAUGACUUUUAUUCCUAUCUUACAAAAGACGCAGAUGAAGCUGAGGCACUACGGAUUGCGCGUGAGGAAGAGCAAGAAAAAAUGCUGCUAAGCGGAAGAAAGUCUCGCCGUGAGAGGAGAGCACAGAAAGAGCGUCGCAUAGCAUGUCGCCCUUUUAGUCCUCCCAGUUAUGCAGCAAAGGAGGAUGUCGCUGGCAAAAAAGAUAAGGAAGACGAAAGUGAUUCCCAUUCACCAUCCCCGGACCCAAAUGCGGGAAAAAUUACGUACAUCACUUCUUUUGGUGGAGAAGAUGAACUACAGCCACAUUCUAAAAUUUCCAUUAAUAUUGGACGUACACCACAGACAUUAGGCGAAUCUUGCGCUGGUGUGUCAGCAGCAGCUAGCGCUCUAGAUAGUCAGGCUACAUAUGCACAAAAAGUUAAGGAGAAUUUGGAGAAGCUGAAACAAUUGAAUGAAGGCGCGAAACGUUCAACAACUACAGGAAAACCCAGCCGCUCACGUAGUCGUUCGCGAAAACGUUCACGCACCAGAAGUCGCAGCCGAAAUCGAAGUAAUCGACGCAGUCGUGAUCGUCGGCGGCGGUUGUACUCGCGAUCACGUUCGCGCAGCAGGUCACACGUUCGUAGCCAAAGUCGUAAAAGACGACAUCGUUACAGAAGAUCACGUUCCCUUUCAUAUGACCGCUCUAGGCGCAAACAUCGGUCUAGACGCUGCAGUACAACAUCGAAUUCACGAUCUCGAUCGCAUUCGCGCGGUGGACAUGGCGUAACACAUAAACGGCGCUACAGAUCGACGAGUAGUUCCUCCCAUUGUUCUAGGCGACGAAGUUCUCGCUCCGUAUCUAGUAACAGUCGACAUUCUGAGCGAAAACGCAUACGAAACUCGAAGCACCAAAAAGCACAAUCGGAGCAUCGUCGUACGCGUACACGUUCAAUAUCGAAAACGAGAAUUUUGCCAUGCAUUGAUAGCAGCUCUAUUGCACCGCCGGAUUUGACCAUACAGAAAGCUCCAAUUUCAACUCUGGUAACAACUGUUGCUGCACUAAGCACCACCGCUAUACCUAUGGUUAGUUAUCCAUUAUCAACGCGUUUAACAGCGAUGUCUACAGCGGUCACUGUUGCGACUAAAGCAACCCCCCCCCCACCACCAGUAUCGGCUUCAACAACUACGUCGGCUGCGAACACAUCUGGCACAAGUAAUGAAAUUACAUUAUUGCCUACAGUGGUGGAACCACCGCCACCACCGCUCAAACGCUACUACGGUCGAAAGCGUGGAGAUGAUUCAUCGGAUUCCGAUAGUAAUUCUGUCUCAGACACGAAUGACGACAACAAAGCCACCAAACAACCUGCGCCAAUCAGCGGUGAAGGAAACGACAGCGAUGAACGCAUGGAUGUGGAUACUACCUCUGAACCCUCCAACCCUUUGCCAUCGUCGUCGACGUCAACUACUGGUAAACAAACAGGCAAAUAUAGCACUACUGCUCCGGCGAAAAUCAAUCCAAGUUUAUCUAAUGCUACCGAAACCAAAAGCUCGUCCUUGUCGACGCCGCAAAGCAGCAGUCGUUUGAAUUUGCGCGAACGACUGAAACGCAAAAUGCAAAAUUUGCUCAACAAGCAAUACAAAGCGGACAAACGUGCUGAAAUCGAGAAAUGGCAACGUGAAAGGCAACUGCAACAGGAGCGCGAGGAUGAAAUGCGCGAAAUGGCACUCAAACUGAGACGAAGGCAACGCGAACUGCGCCAUCGCUACGGCACCCCAUCAAGUGGCAAGGGUUCUGAUAGUGAUGCUUCGGGAGCAUUAAAAUCCGCGCAACCAACAGCGCAACGGCGCAGUACGUCGAGAAGUAGUGAAACCAUUACCGCGCCUGCCACAGAAAAGAAACUAACACAAAGUCAUCAACAUAGCACGGGCCGUGGGAAUGAUGACAAGGCCGAAGAGCAGCAUCAUUCAACAGUAACUCAUCACCAACAUAGAUCCCUACAUCGUAGUAGUAGUCGGGAGCGUGCGCAUCGUUCACGCAGUCGCAGCCAGUCUUACUAUCAAUCGCAGCGAUCAGCAGGCUCUAAACGGCGCUCUCGUUCCCGUUCGCGUAAUCGUCGUAGCGCUUCGAGACGUCGGCGACGAAGUGCAUCACGUUCUCGUUGGCAGCGUGACACCAGCCGUGAACGCGCGUCACGUCAUCAACGCACUCAACGUUACGAUGAACGUGAACGUGAGCGGGAGCGUGAGAGGGACAUAGAUAGAGAUCGCGAUCGUGAUCGCGGCAGGCGUUCACGUUCAAGAAAUGAACCACGGCCUAGAGAAAGUUAUCGUGACCGUGAUAGGGAUAGGAAUAGGGAUCGUGAGCGCGAACGCGAACGUGAACGCGACAGGGAUCGUGAUAGGGAAAGAGAUAGAGACAAACAUCGGCAUCAACGCGAUGCUCAAUGCUACAGACAGGAGACUGCCACAAGCAGUGGCAGCAGUGCUAAUACUAAUAGAAACCGCAUUGUCAUAUCUGCGCCACCGAAACUAAAGAAACUAGUUGAUUACUAGAUUAGAGACUGGGAAGAAUGCAAUAUCUUCCAUGUGCGGUAAUUGUUUCGAGUUUUUUGUUGUUUACUUUUUCUAUGUAUGUAAAUAAGGGUGGAAAUUUCGCAAACAAAAACUUUAGUAAUAUUUAAUUGGAAAGAGUUACUUAGUAAUAAACAUCAUUGAAUUGUUGAGACAUAUACCUACCAUAUAACGGUGGCUGUUAUUCUAUUUUUCUUGUCUUGAAUACAGGUUUGUAUGGCUAUAUUAAGUAUACAUCGUGCACAAUGUUAUACAUACAUACAUACAUAUUUAAUGAAAAUGCACAUGGGGAGCAGUAUUCUUGAGGCCGCAAAUUGAUGCGUUUAUUUAAAAUACUUCUCCCUUUAUACUGAUCGUAUUUAUUUUUUGCUUGGAACGUAAUAAACUUUGAUAAUGCUCUUAUGUU